This is a messenger RNA of Eutrema salsugineum, 1380 nucleotides long. Its product is annotated as protein trichome birefringence-like 19. Bases 4 to 1287 code for a protein of 427 amino acids. The transcript is spliced from 2 exons. Gene Ontology annotation, molecular function: O-acetyltransferase activity. Lineage: Eukaryota; Viridiplantae; Streptophyta; Magnoliopsida; Brassicales; Brassicaceae. Gene Ontology annotation, cellular component: Golgi apparatus. The record is from RefSeq and is a predicted model, not a curated record.
UCAAUGGAGCUUCUUCAUUCUGCAACAACUCCAAGCAAACAAAAGCUACUCAUUGUAGUGACCAUUGCCAUAUCACUCUUCACCAUUAUUCCUCUUCUCUACCCUUUUGUUGAAGACCCUAACUUCUUCCUCAAGCAACAACCUCCAAGCCAAACCAGCAUCCUCAAGCUCCAGAACGGCCUCGUAACAACACAAGAGAGCUGCGACAUAUUCUCCGGAGAGUGGGUUCCUAACCCGGAAGCACCUUACUACACCAACACGACGUGCUGGGCGAUACACGAACACCAAAACUGCAUGAAGUUUGGAAGACCCGACACGGACUUUAUCAAGUGGAAAUGGAAACCCGACCGGUGCGAAGAUGGCUUGCCGGUUUUUGACCCGUUUCGGUUUCUUGAGAUCGUGAGAGGGAAAACCAUGGCGUUUGUUGGUGACUCCGUCAGCAGAAAUCACAUGCAGUCUUUGAUCUGCCUUCUCUCUCAGGUUGAAUAUCCGGUAGACGCUUCGGUCAAGGCCGACGAAUAUUUCAAACGAUGGACAUACGAGACAUACAAUUUCACCAUCGCCGCAUUUUGGACAACACACUUGGUCAAGUCCACAGGACCUGUCCCGACACAGCCCGACCAUACAGAUCUUUUCAAUCUACACCUUGACGAGGCUGACGAGAGUUGGACAGGCGAGAUAGGAGACUUUGACUACGUGAUCAUCUCCUCUGGCCACUGGCAUUUCCGGCCAUCAGUCUACUACGAAAACCAGACACUCACUGGUUGCCACUAUUGCCAACUACCAAACAUAACCGAUCUCACCAUGUUUUACGGGUAUAGAAAAGCGUUUAGAACAGCGUUUAAAGCGAUCUUGGAUUCAGAGAAAUUCGAGGGCGUCAUGUAUUUACGGACAUUUGCUCCGUCACAUUUCGAGGGUGGAUUAUGGAACGAAGGAGGGAACUGUUUGAGGAAACGACCUUAUCAGAGCAACAAGACUCAAGACGAAGUGACAAUGAGGCUACACAAGAUUCAGUUGGAAGAGUUUGGGAGAGCUGAAGAAGAAGCGAAGAAGAAAGGCAAGAGGUUAAGACUACUAGAUACGACUCAAGCCAUGUGGCUUAGACCCGAUGGUCACCCGAGCCACUACGGCCAUCUUCCCGAGGCUAAUGUCACGUUGUACAAUGACUGUGUCCACUGGUGCCUGCCUGGUCCGAUCGAUAACCUCAAUGACUUCUUGCUCGCUAUGCUAAAGAGAGAAGAAGAAGACAAAGGACUCUCGGCUCAAGUUCGGAAAAUGUUGUCCUAAUCUGCGCAUUUCUCUAUCUCUCUGGUUAAUUUAUUAGUACUCCCUCUGUUUUAUUAUAGUUGAUUUUCUAGAUUUUUUUUCUUGUUUCAUAAU